AUGGAUGAACUUUUGAACGUUUUAGAAGAUACCGCUGCGCUCUUAAACAAAACUCAAAUUAAUUUGAAGAAAUGUCCAAAAGCUAGAUUGACAAGAGCUACGAGCUCCUGGGAUCCUAUAAUUGUAUUCCUUGUGAUACAGAAGUUAGACCCGGAGUCUCACAAAGAAUGGGAGCAGACAGCUUAUUCAAAAUCAGAGGACGAACUACCAACUUGGGAGAAUUUCAAAGAUUUCCUGCAGUCAAGAUACCGUACCUUAGAACUUGUAUUGUCCGUGUCAGGGACUUGUAGCAGCCGUGACAAACCUGUAAGAGAACGUUCACACUUAGUAACUGCCACAGCCACCACGUCACAGCCAAAUGAAAGAACUUGCGUGCUCUGUAAAGAAAAACAUACAUUAUGUCAUUGUAAGAAUUUUACCAAACUGCAACCUAAAGAAAGAUCUGAUUAUGUCAAGACUAACAAUCUGUGUUUUAACUGUUUGGUGCCUGGGCAUUCUGCUUACCAGUGUAAGUUACAAAUGUCCUGUCGCUUAUGUAGAAGACGGCAUCAUACUCUUCUCCACCGCCAUCAAGACUCGGCACAAACUGAGGAAAGGAAUCAACCGAGUGCAUCUCACCACGGGGUAGAAGAGAAAGAAGAGGUUAUAAAUAGCAUGGUGGCGUCACAUCACAGUACUAAACAAAGCACAGCACUACUAGCCACAGCGAUGGUUUUAACGAGGAACGAGCAUAACCAAACCGUUGUUCUUCGUGCGCUAGUAGACCAAGGUUCGCAGGCUUCAUUUUUAAGCGAGAAGGCGGCUCAAAUGCUCAAACUUACCAGGCAAUCAGCGAGAGGAAGUAUUAUCGGGGUGGGAUCUACUAGGACUAAUGUUGAUCACGUGGUUCAACUUAAGAUUGGCUCCCGCUGGAAUCCAAGCUUCGAAAUCAACAUACAAGCAUAUGUUAUGAGUAAACAGUUGACCACGAAGAUCCCCUCCAAAGCUGUAACUGUCACACAUUGGCCACAUCUAGAAGGACUCAACCUGGCAGAUCCAGACUACUUCAAACCAGGUUCUAUAGACUUACUUCUUGGUGUUAAAGAGUAUGCACAGAUUGUGCAACCAACACUUAUUAAGGGCCCUCCAGGUUCUCCAUGUGCCCAAGAAACCAACCUGGGGUGGAUCCUCUUCGGAGAAAUCGAUAAUAACAGUGAAAAUGAAUCAUUUCUGGUCCUUCAUCAUCAAGUCCAUAUAGAUCAUAUGUUGAAAUCCCUCUGGGAAAUUGACAAUGAUAAAAAGAGAAUAUUAACAAAGGAAGAAAAGCUAUGUGAAACAAUAUAUGAAGGCACACAUACGAGAAAUAGUGAAGGAAGAUAUCUAGUAAGGCUGCCAUUUAAUACAAAGAAUCCAAUUUCGAUUGAUGGAAAUACGAAAGAAAUAGCUAGAAAGAGGUUACUUCAGCUAGAAAGAAGAUUUAAGAAAGAAACUAAACUGAAAGAAGAUUAUACAAAGGUCAUGCAAGAAUACAUAAAAGCUAACUACAUGGAAGAAAUACCUAAGAAUGAAAUAAAUGAGAGAAAAUCAGUAUACUUACCUCAUCACGCCGUGGUACACGCAGACAGAGAAACUUCUAAGACACGCGUAGUAUUUGAUGCUUCAGCGAAGGGCUCUAACUGCGUUUCUCUAAACGAUGAAUUGCUUGUAGGUCCGCAACUGCAAGAGGACUUAAGGAACAUACUUAUGAGAUCGAGAUUACAUCGUGUUUGCUAUGCAAGUGAUAUACAAAAGAUGUACCUGCAAAUAUUACUUUAUGAAGAAGACGCCGAUCGAUAUCAACGCCUUUUGUGGAGAGAGAAUGAUACAGACCCGAUUAAAGAAUAUCGUAUGCUUCGUGUUACAUUUGGUACAGCGGCGGCUCCUCACCUGGCUGUAAGAACGCUUCAUCAGGUGGCGGACGAUGAGGGUCGAAAUCAUCCAAUGGCUGUUCGAAUUAUUAAAGAAGAUUUUUACAUGGACGAUCUAAUGUCGGGGGACAGCAGUGCUCCUGAAGCCAUAAAGAGAGCACAAGAAAUAGAUAAUAUUCUACAGAAAGGUGGAUUUGUAUUAUCAAAAUGGUCAUCCAAUUCUGCUGAAUUUUUGAAAUCUAUAGAACCAAACAAACGUACAUCUCGAGCACAGUUGGAUUUUAAAUUGGAUGGAAAAGUACAAGCCCUAGGUUUGAUAUGGAACCUGGGCACGGAUCAAUUUCAAUACAAGGUUAACUUACCAGCAAGGUCAAGCAGUAUUACUAAGAGAGGCAUACUAUCUGAUAUUCAAAGACUUUUUGACCCACUGGGAUGGAUCGCCCCUAGCUUAAUUUUGGCUAAAAUACUCAUACAAAGGCUAUGGUUAGAACCGAUUGGCUGGGAUGAUAAGAUUAACCAAUCGCUGUUACACGAUUGGCUGACAAUUAGAGAAGACUUUGAACAUGUAAAAGAGAUAGGUAUUCCAAGAUGGCUAAACACAGUAAGCACACAGAUGGAAAACAUCGAGGUUCAUGGUUUCAGCGAUGCUUCCAUGAAAGCCUAUGCUGCGGUAGCUUACAUUCGUGUGAAGAGGGAAGAUGGUUCAGUAUUCACCAAUCUAUUAGCUGCCCGUACUAGAGUGGCACCACUCCGUACCGUGUCUCUACCACGCCUGGAGUUAUGUGGGGCGCUGUUAUUAGCAAGGCUACUUAAGCAAAUAGAAAAUGCAAUGCGUAUACCUACUUCUAACAUCUAUGCAUGGACAGAUUCAUCAAUUGUUCUUGCAUGGCUAUCUGGUGAUCCUCAUAGAUGGAAGACAUUCGUGGCAAACCGGGUCGUAGAAAUUGUAGAGAAUGUAAACACACAUCGAUGGUUCCAUGUAGCUUCGGAAGAGAAUCCUGCAGACAUCGGGUCGCGAGGCAUGCUGCUGGCGGACUUGAAACAGAAAGAGUUGUGGUGGACAGGGCCCAAGUGGUUAUGCAAAAAAGAAAUAUUAUACAGGCCGUUUCACAUCUUGAUGUCACGGUUCAGAGGAUGUAAGACAGUCAAGGCCUACGUAUGUAUUUUCAUCUGUAUGGCUACUAAGGCGAUCCACAUUGAACUAGUUAGUGAUCAAACUUCAGAAGCCUUCAUCGGAGCUUUUAAGCGUUUUGUGUCCAGAAGAGGCAAAUGCUGUCACCUCUGGAGUGACCAAGGUCGAAAUUUUAUAGGAGCUGAUAAGGAACUGCAAGAUGCCUGGAACGAGGCUCAAUUACAGUUCCCCGGAAACAUAGCAGAAAAGCUUGCUGCAGAAGGUACCCAAUGGCAUUUUAUUCCAGCCUACAGUCCUACGUUUGGCGGAUUAUGGGAAGCGGGAGUUAAGUCUAUAAAAUUUCAUUUAAAAAGGAUCCUUAAAACUCACCUUACAUUUGAAGAAAUGAGCACCAUUCUCUGCCAAGUGGAAGCUUGUUUAAAUUCGAGACCGUUAUGUCCGCUGGAUGACACAGAUAUAGAAAAUUUAAACCCAUUGACACCCGGGCAUUUCCUAAUUGGAGAAGCUCCUAUCGUCGUACCAUCGCCUAACAUGAAGGAGGUUCGGGUACAUCAUUUAUCUAGAUGGCAACAUACACAAAAGCUGGUAAAUGAUUUUUGGCGGCGAUGGCAGGACGAGUACUUAUCCAGACUGCAGCAGCGUCCUAAGUGGCUAAGAAGAGAGGAAGAAUUUAAAAUUGGAGAUAUAGUCUUGAUAAAAACAGAUUACUUGCCGCCUGGAAAAUGGUCUUUGGGAAGAAUAGUCGAGAAGCACCCAGGUCCUGAUAAUCUCACGAGAGUUUACAGUGUGAAAAGUGGCAGUGCUGUGACAAAAAGAUCAAUAGCAAAAUUAUGUCGUUUGCCGGUGGAUUCCACUCGGUGA
Bombyx mori (domestic silkworm) is the source of this 3879-nucleotide messenger RNA. RefSeq lists its product as uncharacterized. Gene Ontology annotation, molecular function: nucleic acid binding. Gene Ontology annotation, biological process: DNA integration. The coding region runs from base 1 to 3879 and encodes 1292 amino acids. The transcript has 3 exons. The record is from RefSeq and is a predicted model, not a curated record. Lineage: Eukaryota; Metazoa; Arthropoda; Insecta; Lepidoptera; Bombycidae.